This is a messenger RNA of Didymella exigua CBS 183.55, 284 nucleotides long. RefSeq lists its product as uncharacterized. The coding region runs from base 118 to 282 and encodes 54 amino acids. The transcript has a single exon. The record is from RefSeq and is a predicted model, not a curated record. NCBI's taxonomy places the organism in Eukaryota, Fungi, Ascomycota, Dothideomycetes, Pleosporales, Didymellaceae.
CUUGGUGAUAAUCUACGUUAUAAGUCUUGUACAAAAGGAUAUAGAAAAACCACUCUACAAUGCUAUAGUUCCUUGCUCCUUAUAUAUAAGGGUUUAGUGGCAGUUUAGUGCGAGCUUAUGCCAUGCAACAAGGGCCAUGGUCAUGAGUUGUUGGAACCGUAUCCUAGUGGUAUCGGGUUACUGUUCGUAGCGCGUUGUUACACUGUACAGGUUAGCGCAGCUGCCACGACGAGCAGUGUAGAGGAAUCCCUAGACUUGAACAAUUCUAAUUUAGAAAACUAGAA